Molecule: messenger RNA, 1019 nt
Organism: Mycetomoellerius zeteki
Lineage: Eukaryota; Metazoa; Arthropoda; Insecta; Hymenoptera; Formicidae
Product: formin-like protein 14
Exons: 4
Coding region: 66-1019 (317 amino acids)
Source: RefSeq, a predicted model, not a curated record
CCACCAGAAACCACUGAACCUAACCUCUGACGGGCAUCCUUCGAGACUAACAAAAACUGAGUAGCAUGCCACGCUUAACCAAUCGCCCAUACAAGGGUUGGCGUAAAAGCUGGACCUACCUUGAAGCGCGGAAACACCUGGACCAAGCUUACCAGGAAUAUCGCGAAAACCUUCGGGAUCAAAGUAACCCGGCCAAGGACGCGUUAGCUCCCCCACCACCACCGGCUUCGCUGGCUCAACCCAGUCAACAAGGGUUAGAGACGAUACCUCCUCUUUCUCCUUCACCUCCCCCUCGAUCUCCGUCACCCGCAUUUUCGGACGCCCUAACCGAGCGAAUCUUCCCUGACACCCCACUCCCAACUUCUGAUUCCUCUAUCCAAUCCAUCCCUCCUUCACCACGACCGCCAUCACCAUCCCUUUCGACCUCAAGUGUGGAAUUCGUAGAAGAGUUCCCACCUCCACCUCCGCGUUACCAUUUCUUCAUCCAUCCCGAGGAUUCAUUCGAAUCCUUAAUCGCCAAAUUCCCGCGUACAACACAACCUCUCCCACUUGAUGCCUAUAUAAUCGGUCCUGAUUAUUUUGAUCCUAACAAGAUAAGAAAUGCCAUAGCUGGAGAGCCACCCCAUGCAGCAAUCCCUGUAAUCCUUCACCGAUCACCCGUUCCUUAUCUCGUCCCUAAUCGUAAGACCUCGUACCAACUCCCACUGCUCGACAGAGAUCGCAUGUGGUCCGGUCCCGAGUUACAAGGAUUAAGUUUCUUGACUCAAAAUUCGGACCGACGUUUGCACUGCCCGUUGAAAACAGGUGUUAUAGCGUUCCUUCAGGACGUUGAUCCAUAUUCCAGAGCUAUAAAAGGUUUGUUUUCUGUUCCUGCACUGGUUGCACUAGUUCAAAAAGUGUACACUAAAGCAUUUUCUGUACCCAAAAUGGCAUCAGCGACAGUGUUUCUUGUUCCAGUGCAACAGAACUCAGUACACGAGUUCACCGAACUGGCUGCACUAGGUCUUGAGGCAGUGUAA